AUUAUUGUUUUGUUUGUUUUGUGAGCCCAUAAGUUCAUUUCCACAGCAGUUCAGUCAUAAUUUCAUAUCAUCUAUGUUUCUUGUUUUUUCCUGCAAACAAGUAUUUAUACAAUUUUAAUCUUUUUUUUAAUAAUGUUUGGAAAUGCUCCCAUUUAUGAAAAAAAAAAAAAUUUGAAUUUGAGUGUAAAAAAAUAUGCGCACUUCAUCAUAUACACACACAUUUAUGUUUAGGUGGGUGUAACGAACUGACCUCAUAUACGUGGGAUGUUGAAAACCAACAAAGACGUGCCGUCCUCAAACUCAAAGAAAAGAAAGGGAAUAACAGGUUGACAUUGGGUUGGGGUGAGUCAGCCUGAGUUGUUUUCAUUUCUAAAAAUCUAGAGAUGGUCGUUUAACGCAAGACCGGGUCUUCUGCUUCCACCUCUGCACCACACCCACACCAGAAAACAAAAAACAAAGAAAAUGUGAAGAAAAAGAAAAAUAACAAAAAGCAAAUCCAGAAUCAGAAACUCAAAACAAAUUAAAACCAGAAAAAGAUUCAACCCCAGCUAUAAAAGUUUUUUUUUUUUUUUUUUUUUUUUUUUUUAAUUUCUCAAUUUUUAUUAUAUAAAACAAUAAGCCCGUAAACUGCUAUUCUCUUUUCCGGCCAUUUAUUCUCAUUUUUAAUUAAUUAAUGAUGCAAUCCAAUUUCAUCUCUCUUGCACAAAGCAGAAAGAAAUCAAGGAGGCAUUGUUUCUAAAUCCAUGGGCAGCUCCAGGAAGCCAUGCACAUAAUCUCCUGGGUCCUCCCUCAUUUUUACUUUCUUUUUAAAUUUUUCUUUCCUCCAAAUAUGUGAUUUUGUAUGUUACAACCUCUUGAACCCUAAAAGAAUUAUUUUUUAUGCACUUGAUGCUUUUCCUUUGUUUUGUUACCUCACACGAUGCACAAAAUUUGAUCAGGGAGAGAGAGAUCAAUUAAUAAAAAAUGGGAGAGUCGCCGGAGAAGAAAUCAGGUUGCGGCAUACUGAGUGCAGUUUUCGGGCGGAAUAGUAUCUGGCCGAGAAGAACAACUUCUACGGGUUCUCUUCCUGUAGCCAAUAACAACAGUGCCACGUUAGUGAAAACACCAAGCACUCCUAAUUCCAAACGGCGUCGCGGUGGCUCCGAUGAGGCUGCCUUCCUUGAUUCAUCCAACGUAUCAUCAGAUUCAUCCAAACCGGUCACAAAGCCUUCCCAAUAUAGUAAUAGGGCACCCCCUAUACAACAACAACAACAACAGCAGCAGCAGCAGCAGAAGCAGCAGCAGCAACAACAACAACAACAACAACAGCGGCAGCAAUAUCAACAGAAAAUGGUGCCAAGCCAAGGUUAUGUGAACCAAGGCAAAAGGGUUCCAAAGGAGGCACUUGGCAUAUCCGGUGAGCUUGAUAGCAUGAUUGCUGAUCAUCAAAAAUCGAAAGGGAGCAGUUCCCUUGUAAGGGCUUCAUCCAGCAAUGUUAUGCUUUUUGGAAAUUUGGGUAACUUGAGACAACCUGGGGCCGGCGGUGGUGGAGGCGGCGGAGGAAAUGCAAACCCGUAUAAUAUUCUUGAUUAUCUUCCAAAAACUGCUAGAGAGGAAGUCCCAAUGCCUAGUCAGGUAAAAGUGGGGAAGACUAAUACUGUUAAGGAUGAGAAAAGACAGAGUGAGCCGGAACCACCUGCUUCCUUAUGUCGAGCAUUGUCGACUAGAAUGGACCCUGAAACAUUGAAGAUCAUGGGAAAUGAAGAUUACAAGAAUGGUAGAUUUGCAGAAGCAUUGGCUUUGUAUGAUGCUGCAAUUUCUAUUGACCCCAAUAAGGCUUCUUAUAGGAGCAACAAAAGUGCUGCUUUAACCGCUCUAGGUAGAAUUCUUGACGCAGUUUUUGAGUGCAGAGAAGCCAUUCGGAUUGAACCCCACUAUCAUAGGGCUCAUCAUCGUCUGGCAACAUUAUAUCUUAGAUUAGGGGAAGCAGAAAAAGCUUUGUAUCACUACAAGCAUGCUGGACCAGAGGCUGACCAAGAGGACAUUGCUAAAGUAAAAUCUAUUCAGGCUCUUCUUAACAAGUGCACUGAGGCUCGUAGAUUAAGAGAUUGGAACACCCUCAUAAGGGAAUCUCAAAGCGUUAUAUUAUCGGGUGCAGAUUCAGCGCCACAGAUAUAUGCUUUGCAAGCGGAGGCCUUGUUGAAGCUCAAUAGGCACAAGGAAGCAGAUGAAGCAUUAUCCAGCGGUCCAAAUUUUGAGGUUGAUGCCUGCACUAAAUUCUUAGGUCCUAUUGGUAACGCGAAUUUGUUAGCAACAAGAGCUCAGGUGGACAUGGUUGCUGGCAGAUUGGAUGAUGCAUUAGAGGCAGCUCAACAAGCAUCACGGCUUGACUCAAACAACAGGGAAGCAAACAUGAUUAUGAGGAAGGCUCGAGUUGUUGCAGUAGCUCGAUCAAAAGGCAACGAGCUUUUCAAGACAGCAAGGUUCUCCGAGGCAUGUGUUGCAUACGGGGAGGGACUUGAGCACGAUCCUUAUAACUCGGUGUUAUUAUGCAACCGUGCUGCUUGUCGUUCAAAACUUAGCCAAUUAGAUAAAGCAAUCGAGGACUGUACAGCUGCGCUUAAUGUGCGCCCAUCUUACAGCAAGGCUAGAUUAAGAAGAGCAGAUUGCAAUGCCAAGUUGGAAAAAUGGGAAGCUUCAAUAGAAGACUAUGAGAUUUUGAUAAAGGAAACACCAGAGGAUGAGGAGGUAACCCGUGCUUUGUCUGAAGCGCGGGCGCAGCUCAGAAAACAGCGAGGUUAGCAAGAGAGCCUAGACGUGGACAAUGGAAACAAGCCAAUGCAACUAACUUAGGAGCCAAUAGCCAGGAAAGAAAGUUGUCCUUUUUAAAAUUGGAUGGCUCUUGGAGCUCAAGAAGAGAAGCACAAAACUUGAGUGGUUGGAUAAAAAUGGAUGAUUUUUCAAAGAGGGGAGUGAAAGUGGCAAUUCAUACAAUGUAAAACAAAUACGUGACCCAAUUUUCUUCUAUAUAUUGCUGUAUCCGUGCAAUUCUUUCGAAAAUGAAUUGGAUACUGCUUAUAAAAAUUGUGAAAAUAUACCUGGAAGAAAUCUUGA
Molecule: messenger RNA, 3093 nt
Organism: Pyrus x bretschneideri (Chinese white pear)
Lineage: Eukaryota; Viridiplantae; Streptophyta; Magnoliopsida; Rosales; Rosaceae
Product: inactive TPR repeat-containing thioredoxin TTL3-like
Exons: 5
Coding region: 964-2781 (605 amino acids)
Cellular component (GO): cytoplasm
Molecular function (GO): protein binding
Source: RefSeq, a predicted model, not a curated record